This is a messenger RNA of Staurois parvus, 1683 nucleotides long. NCBI's taxonomy places the organism in Eukaryota, Metazoa, Chordata, Amphibia, Anura, Ranidae. The record is from the annotation of a GenBank genome assembly.
CAGAGUGACCGACUUUUUAUUAAAGGUGGGAGAAUUAUUAAUGAUGACCAGUCCUUUUACGCAGAUGUUUACCUCGAAGAUGGCCUUAUUAAACAAAUUGGGGAAAACCUAAUUGUUCCAGGAGGAGUGAAAACAAUUGAAGCCAAUGGACGGAUGGUCAUUCCUGGUGGCAUUGAUGUCAACACGUAUCUCCAGAAGCCCUACUUGGGCAUGGCAACAUUAGAUGACUUUUACCAAAGCACUAAGGCAGCUGUAGCUGGAGGAACUACCAUGAUCAUUGACCACGUUGUUCCUGAUCCUGGAUCAAAUAUAUUGACAUCAUUUGAAAAGUGGCACGAGGUGGCUGAUACAAAGUCCUGCUGUGACUAUUCCCUCCAUGUAGACAUUACCUGUUGGUAUGAUGGCAUCCGGGAGGAGCUAGACAUUCUUAUGCAAGAUAAAGGUGUGAACUCUUUCCAAGUGUACAUGGCCUACAAAGAUAUAUACCAAAUGUCAGACAGCCAGCUAUACGAAAUCUUCACCUUUCUCAAGGGACAUGGUGCUGUAGUCAUGGUGCAUGCAGAAAACGGGGAUUUAAUAGCUCAGGAACAAAAGCGGAUCCUGGAAAUGGGCAUCACCGGACCUGAAGGACACGCGCUGAGCCGGCCAGAAGAGCUGGAGGCAGAGGCCGUGUUCCGAGCCAUAGCUAUAGCAAGUCAAAUCAACUGCCCAGUAUACAUUACCAAAGUGAUGAGCAAGAGCGCCUCUGAUGUUAUUGCACAAGCCAGGAAGAAAGGAGCGAUAGUGUUUGGAGAGCCCAUUACCGCCAGUUUAGGGACAGACGGGACCCAUUACUGGAGCAAAAACUGGGCAAAGGCUGCUGCUUUCGUUACUUCUCCUCCUCUCAGUCCAGACCCAACCACACCUGAUUAUUUGACCACUAUGUUGGCAUGCGGUGAUCUCCAGGUGACGGGAAGUGGACAUUGUUCUUACAGCACGGCACAGAAAGCCAUAGGAAAAGAUAACUUCACUUUAAUUCCAGAAGGAGUGAAUGGUAUAGAGGAGAGAAUGACCAUCGUAUGGGAUAAAGCCGUGGCUACUGGAAAAAUGGAUGAAAACCAGUUUGUAGCAGUUACUAGCACAAAUGCUGCCAAAAUCUUCAACCUCUACCCAAGAAAAGGGCGAAUCGCAGUUGGGUCAGAUGCCGAUGUUGUUAUCUGGGAUCCAGACAAGAUGAAGACAGUAUCUGCAAAAAGUCAUAAAUCAGCUGUGGAAUAUAACAUCUUUGAAGGGGUGGAGUUUCGUGGUGCCCCACUGUUGGUUAUAAGCCAAGGAAAAAUUGUGUUUGAAGAUGGCAACCUACAUGCUACCCAAGGCAUGGGACGAUUUAUACCUCGCAAACCUUUCCCAGAAUACAUCUACCAGCGUAUUAAGACAAGGAACAUGGUGAGUGGGCUGCAGCCUGUGUCUCGCGGGAUGUAUGAUGGACCAGUAUAUGAGGUUCCAGUUACUCCAAAGUAUCAAACCCCUGCCCCCUCAGCUAAAUCUUCACCUUCCAAGACACAACCCCCACCUAUCAGGAACCUUCACCAGUCUAACUUCAGUUUAUCAGGUGCACAGGUAGAUGAUAGCAACCCUCGCCGCACUGGACAUCGCAUCGUGGCUCCCCCUGGUGGACGUUCAAACAUCACAAGCCUGGGUUGA